CCCCUUCACGAGCUCCCCUCCUCCGCUCAGGGAAACUCUCAAAAACACACUCCACCACAACCUCCACCUUCAGAGCCCUUAAGAGGAACACACACACACACACACACACACACACACACACUCUCAUAUGCGCGCACACACACAUGCACACAUGCACUGCACACUCUCACGCGCACGCUCUCAGUGAAAGUCAGGGCGCGAGCAUGGCGCAGGGGCACACCGCUCCGCGCGCCUUUCCGAAGCGCCGACUUUAAUCGGAUCGACCUCUAGUCUAGUGUGUGUGCGUGUGUGUGUGAGACAGAGAGUGUGUGUGUGUGAGCGUGUGUGUGUGUGUGUUCUGUCCCGAUAUGAAGCGGAGCUCAGCGCUCGGAUGGCUGCUCUUCUGGACUUUAUUUCCAGCAGGAUUAUUAUUAAACCAGGAGAAACCGAAACACUGCAGCAAGGAUGAGACGAGAGCGCUGAACUCCUUCCUGUGGACGGUGAAACGUCCUCCUCCUCAGCCGCCCUCCUACCUGUUCGGCACCAUCCAUGUGCCGUACACACGCGUGUGGGACUUUGUGCCUGAGAGCUCGAAGCGAGCCUUUCAGAGCAGCACGAGCGUGUUCUUCGAGCUGGACCUCACCGACCCUGUGACCGUGUCCAAGCUGGCCAGCUGUCAGCUCUUACCUAACGGCGAGAGCCUGAGGAGUCUGCUGCCUCGGGACAUCUACCUCCGGCUGAAGCGCCACCUGGACUACGUGAGGCACAUGAUGCCGGCGUGGGUGAAGUCCGAGCAGCGCUUCUACGCUGACUACCUGUUCAAGGCCAUCGCGGGAGACUGGGAGCGCAAGCGGCCCGUCUGGGUGAUGCUGAUGGUGAACUCGCUGACGGAGUGGGACGUGAGGUGGCGUGGAGCUCCUGUGCUCGACCUGUUCCUCGCCCGCGAGGCCGAGCGCAUGGGCAAGAAGACUGGAGCUGUGGAGGACGUUGAGGAGCAGUGUCACCCGCUGAAUCGACUCAGCUUCUCCCAGGUUCUGUUUGCGCUGAAUCAGACGCUGCGGCAGCAUGAAGGUGUGCGUGAGGGAAGUGUUCAGGGUCCUUUCACCACCGAGGACCUCAUCACACACUACAACUGUGGAGACCUCAGCUCCAUCAUCUUCAACCAUGACACCUCACAGCUCCCUCACUUCCUGAACAGUUCUCUGCUGGAUCACGAGCGCUCCACGGCGCAGCAGAUCGACAGCUACCUUCGCCAGGAGCUCAUCUACAAGCGCAACGAGCGAAUGGCACGCCGCGUCUCCACCCUCCUUCAGAGGAGCCCCUCCCAGAGCUUCUUCUUCGCCUUCGGCGCCGGUCACUUCCUGGGCAACCACAGUGUCCUGGACAUCCUGCGGCACGAGGGCUAUGAGGUGGAACACACACCGGCCCAGGAGCUUGCUACACAGAGCUGGCCAGAGAUGGAAGGUACCACUGUGACGCAGAGCGGGGGAGGUCCUGAGCCUGUGACUGAGGGGACAUCAGAACCUCCUGAGGCAGAAGAGGAGCUGCCCCACCUGCUGGAGCCGGACAGUCUGAGUCAGCUGGAGGAGUUUGGGAGACACCAGCGCCCCCGGAAGGCCCAGAGGCCUCACAGCAGGCAGCGUCUCUUCAGCGACCUGUGGGUGCGAAUCGGAUACAGCACGACUUCACUUCCGAAUAUACAGAGAACCAACGACUACGUGACGACGAGAACUUCACUAAAGCUGCAGGAAGAUCAGCAGAGGAGAAGAUCAUCACUCAGUCAUCCACAGGAGACUCCGCCCCCCAGUGCUAGGGGAUUAGCCACGCCCACUCCUGGCUACACGCUGCCUUUUAUGCUCACGUGCCUUCUCACACAAGUGCUGCUGCGCUUCACGUCUUGACCACAAGAGGGAGCCAAAAACCACACAAUUCACACACGAAAACAUUAUGAACAAUAUAGACAAUUGUUUUUGCAAUAAUAUAGGGUGCAAUUUAUAUAUAUAUAAACAGCAAGAAAAGCCUUAUUCGAAAUUAAAUACACGUAGAGGUCACGUGGCACACAUUUGAAGUGAUCUGAUUGGCUGAUUCACAUAUGGACUAAGAAACAUCAUUUACCACAAACCAAAGCUGAGUCUACUGGUCCUUUAUACUCUUUUAUACAAUUCACAAACAUUAAUAAGAUUAAUUAAACCGAUCUAAAGCUAAGAACUUAUUAACUGUCGCUCGUAGUGCCUCUGAUGAAACAAAUCCAGUAAGUGCCUCUUCUAGUGCCUUAAAGUUUAGUUUCGGUGAAAUGCUGCUCCAUAAAUACAAAAAAAAACCAUCUUCCUUUGAAAAAAAAAACAAUAUGUCUAAGACUAUUUAUGACAAAGAAGAUUAAGUCAUGAAUAAAACACUGCUUUUGUGCUGUUAUAGGAAAAUAAUCACUGACAGGAUGGUGUGAUGAAGCGGCUUUACGGUUACCACACAAAAGCUGAUUAAUUUCCUUUAACAGCACAUCCUGAGGUGUUGUAUUCCUCUGACACCACAGCAAUUUGCCAACUAUUACAAUUUUUAAUAAAUUUAAAACACGUCAUACUUUUUUUAUCCAUUUAUAGUUACGUUUAAUGUUGUAGAAUGGCCACGAAACAAGUGUUCACUUAUGUUAUAGCAGCUAUAAUCAGCCGUUCCAUCGCCAGCCUCUCUCGAAAUUAAUACAACAACAACAACAACAACAACAACAAACCCGCAGCUUGUCAUGUUACAGAAAAACCACAAACUAUAAACUCUGUAAACUCUGACACUGGAGACUCCUUCCAUAAAUCUUAAAUAAAUGUCUCCUUAGAGAAAACGUCACCAUAUCAACAGUUGCACACGUUUUUAAAAAUCUGUUUAAUGUGGAAUGUUUUCUGUACAUGACCAUGUAAAUGAGCUGUUACUAUAGAAACGAUAACGUAUUAGAACGAGCACAUUAAUAUAAACCUGAGAUUUGCAGCUGCACUACUGUCCGAGCUGCUGUUAUAGAAAACCUUCUGACCAAUCACAAUCCAGAAUUUUACAGUGCCACAUUAUAUUACUAAAUGCUGUAAUAUGGAUGAACAAGUUUUACGCAAUAAAUCCACCAUCUUACAAAUAAAAUGAUGCAAUGCAAAAAAACAACGGACCUUUUAACACCUAAAACAACUCAAAGGGAAACAUAAUAAUAAUAAUAAUAAUAAUAAUAAUGAUAAUAAUAAUGUGAUAACUGACAGAAUUCACACAUUUAUGUUUUGUACAAUUUGUUCAUAAAGAAAUAUUGUAUAUUUAUUAUUUCUUGGAGAGUAUAUUUUCAUGCAUUUGUCAAA
Molecule: messenger RNA, 3302 nt
Organism: Pangasianodon hypophthalmus (striped catfish)
Lineage: Eukaryota; Metazoa; Chordata; Actinopteri; Siluriformes; Pangasiidae
Gene: trabd2b
Product: TraB domain containing 2B
Exons: 7
Coding region: 348-1880 (510 amino acids)
Biological process (GO): negative regulation of Wnt signaling pathway
Cellular component (GO): organelle membrane
Molecular function (GO): Wnt-protein binding; metalloendopeptidase activity
Source: RefSeq, a predicted model, not a curated record